Molecule: messenger RNA, 1179 nt
Organism: Spodoptera exigua (beet armyworm)
Lineage: Eukaryota; Metazoa; Arthropoda; Insecta; Lepidoptera; Noctuidae
Source: the annotation of a GenBank genome assembly
CAAAAAGAAAAAUCCAGAUCGAAAACCAAAAUUGAUCUGUCAAAAAUAAAACCAAAACAGAAAAUCUAACCUUAAAUAAUUACAAUUUCCUGUCGGAUAUUAUUUUUCUGACCAACAAAAACGUACAAUGAAGUAAAAAAUAUCUGUAAUAAUUCUGUCCCGACUAUCUUUGCCUAUCCCACACACACUAUGUUUAGAUACCGAUUACUUGCUUUUCUGAAAACUGCUUGCCAAGUUCACCAUAGAAUUGUGCCAAAAAUCAGAAAUUAUGCCCCAGUAACUUUGGGUCUGUUAACCACAGCUUAUUGUGAUGACAAACAAAAAGAAUUGGAAGUUAUGUGGGAUGCAGAUAGUCUGGAACAUGAAUUUUUAAUUCGUCAAGCUACGACUAUCAAUGUUAAUGCAGCUACUCAACUUCUGACUGUUACAUUAGUCGCUAUCCAAGACACAAGUGAAAGGUUGCGCGAGGCACUGGUUCGGGAGAUCUGUUUGGUGAAACAAGCUCUAGAGUGGGGUGAAGAUGGCACUCCACCUCAUCAUUGGGACCAACUAGUGGCUGUCAGAGGGUCACUUGUUGAUUUGAGGCAUAACCUCCACACUUUGUUUAGUUAUAUGGAUUAUGCAGAAAAAUUAGCAACAGUAGCUGCAGAGAUAUCAUACUUAUCAGGAAAUAUUGUCGCUUCAGAUGCCAUUUGUGAAAGAAUAGACCAUGCAUGCAGGUCUUGCAACAUGCAGAAACAGCUGACGCAUGAACUGCAGCAGGAAAGUCUGGAACUGCAGCAACAGGCUAUCCUCAGUGCCCCCCAGCUGGAGGAGAAGUUGAAACAUGAAGUUACAAGUGUAAAAAGCAAAUUAAAGACUUAAUUUUAAUGUGAGUAGUUUAUAACUAAUGUAUAAGGUCAAGAUAAGUCUUGGACAGAAACCAAACAAAAAAACAAAAGGCUUGCUUUAUAUACUAAAUAAAAAAUUUGAUGCAGUUACAGUUUGCAUCCAUUUUAUUUAGUUAGUAAUUUUUGAAAUGUAUAAAUUCUAUACAUAAUUUAGGUUACAUGCAUGAUUUGCUAUUUAAAUUGUAGUUAAAUUAUUUAUUAAAUAAUUUACCUUAUAGACACCUCAUUGCCUCAUUUCUAUGGCAAAAAAAAGGUUAAAUGGAGAUGUAAACAUGAUCUAGUGACAGAC